AUUGCUAUAACGCCCUGAACGGUCUUUGGGGACCACAGCAACAUGUUUUUACGGCGCGGCUGUUUUUCUUAAUUACGACAGGGAGAACGGGAGAGUCUUAAUGAAUUCAUCAGUCGUAUGUGACAAUCCCUUCCUGACUGCCGUUACAAUGAAAUUCCCGCAACGAACUUCGAAGGGUCGACGAUGGUGCAAUGCCUUUUGGUUGGCAUUAGAGACGAUAAAGCUAGAGAGCGUCUGCUGGUAGAAAACGAGAAGAAACUCACUUGGGAAACAGCCUGCGCACUGGUUAGAAAAAGGGAAAGAGUUGCACAACAUGUAAGUAAUUAUCGAGGCGAUUCUCAUUCGGGUGCAGUCCAUGCGGCUAAAUCAGGACUAUCACUCACCAACAAGUAUUUCUUUACCUGCCAUCGAUGCGGUGAGAAGCAUGAAAAAGUUACUGAUUGCAGACACAGUCUACUUGUCACAAGUGCAGAAAGGAUGGGCAUAUUGCACGCGUAUGUCGUUCGACCGGGGUUCAACGACCGAUACCCCACCCCUCCCAGGGUACUGUUCGAACUGCGGAGAACGCUGACGAUCCCAUAUUUCAUCUAAUUUCGCACACA
This is a messenger RNA of Dicrocoelium dendriticum, 602 nucleotides long. NCBI's taxonomy places the organism in Eukaryota, Metazoa, Platyhelminthes, Trematoda, Plagiorchiida, Dicrocoeliidae. The record is from the annotation of a GenBank genome assembly.